AUGGCGCCAAUGACACGGCUCAGGGCGGAUGAUGAGCACGUCCCAACCGAUAUAAUGAUUGACUAUUAUUCGCAGCGGGCUUCGGUCCCUGGAACUCUCAUCAUCACUGAGUCGAACUUUAUCUCUGCUCGAUCUCAGGGCCGGCAUGACAACGCUCCUGGAAUAUACACCCGUCAACACAUUGAGCACUGGGCUCGCAUCUGCGAUGCCGUGCACCGCAAGGGCUCAUACAUCUUCGCACAGCUCUGGCACGUGGGACGAGCAGGUCGACCCGAAGUGUUGGCAAAGGCCGGAUUGGAAAUGGUCAGCAGCAGCGACUUGCCAAUCAGCGAGCAACACGGCAUCCCUCGGCCCAUGACCGAAGAAGAGAUUGUGACAUGCAUCCGCGAUUUUGGCCAGGCGGCUCGAAACGCCGUGGCUGCCGGGUUUGACGGGGUCGAGAUCCAUGGUGCCAACGGCUAUCUCAUCGACCAAUUCACCCAGGACGUGUGCAACCGGCGAACAGAUCGUUGGGGUGGCAGCAUCGAGAACCGUUCGAGAUUUUGCCUCGAGGUUGCUAAAGCCGUAUGCGAAGCCAUCGGGGCCGAAAGAACAGGCCUUCGACUGUCGCCCUUCAGCGAUUUUCAGGGCAUGCGCAUGAAAGACCCAAAGCCACAAUUUACCCAUCUCAUUUCUCACCUGGCCGAGCUUGGCCUCGCAUAUCUCCACUUGAUCGAGCCCCGAGUUUCUGGGAAUGUAGAUAGGGACCCGCGACCUCAUCAGACCGAGAGCCUAGAAUUUGCACGCCUCGCCUGGCGCCGUGUCAAUCCAUUGAUCCUUGCAGGAGGUUUUACGCCCACGACAGCCCGAAAGGCUGUCGACGGCGAAUACAAAGACGAGGACGUGGCCAUUGCAUUCGGAAGACAUUUCAUCUCCAACCCCGACCUCCCGUUCCGAAUCCGCCACGGUCUGGCCCUGGCGCCGUACAAUCGCGACACAUUUUACAAAGUCAAGUCUCCAGAUGGAUACAUCGACUAUCCAUUCUGUGAGAGUUACACGAAGUCCAUUGGGAAAUGCUGA
Cladophialophora bantiana CBS 173.52 is the source of this 1059-nucleotide messenger RNA. RefSeq lists its product as uncharacterized. The record is from RefSeq and is a predicted model, not a curated record. Gene Ontology annotation, molecular function: FMN binding; NADPH dehydrogenase activity. Bases 1 to 1059 code for a protein of 352 amino acids. Lineage: Eukaryota; Fungi; Ascomycota; Eurotiomycetes; Chaetothyriales; Herpotrichiellaceae. The transcript has a single exon.